Fusarium vanettenii 77-13-4 is the source of this 1695-nucleotide messenger RNA. RefSeq lists its product as uncharacterized. Gene Ontology annotation, molecular function: DNA binding; DNA-binding transcription factor activity, RNA polymerase II-specific; zinc ion binding. Gene Ontology annotation, biological process: regulation of DNA-templated transcription; DNA-templated transcription. The coding region runs from base 1 to 1695 and encodes 564 amino acids. The transcript has 3 exons. The record is from RefSeq and is a predicted model, not a curated record. Lineage: Eukaryota; Fungi; Ascomycota; Sordariomycetes; Hypocreales; Nectriaceae.
AUGCGAUGUGAUGCAAAGAAACCCAAGUGCUCUGGGUGCUCUAUGCACAAUGUUGCCUGUGUAUGGACACCAGGUCUGCCUACAGGGAAGACCCAGCCCAAAUCUAGCAGGCAGGAUAGUGGUACGAAUGAUGACCGCUUCGUGAACAUCGAAGACCGUCUACGAGCGAUCGAAGCCCAUCUAUGGCGGACUGCUUCAGCCCCAGAGUCAGGUACCGGUGGACAACAUGGGGCAGAUUCAUUUAAUGAAUACUCUCCUUCGCCGUCAGUCAUCGCCGCAGUCAGUCCCAGCCAUGGCAAUGAUUUACAAGGCUUUUACCAGCAUGAGGCUGAAGAUUUCCCUCUUCCUCCUCGGCAUGAGAUCGAGCCACUCAUCUCGGACUACUUCAAAGGUUUCAACCAGGCAUUACCCUUGUUUAGCCAAGAAGGCUUCAUGGGAAUGCUCCAAGAAUGGUAUCAGCGCCCAACUCAACGAGACCAAGCAUCUUGGUCUGCAAUAAAUGUGGUCAUCGCUUUGUCUCUGCGAUAUGCCGCAUCUGAAGAUACCAUCUCCAGAGGCAAUAGGGAUACUAUGGCUUCCACCUGCCUCAGUAACGCCCAGUCCACCAUCGAAAGUCUCGUGUAUCGUGAUCAAGAUCUGAAAGGAUUGCAGGUUCUCUUGGGUUUGGUCUUCCUCUUCCAGGGCACUGCUCAUCCUCACCCUACCUGCGUUUUGACUGCUACCGCUGUCAAGCUAGUCCAUCGACUCAGGCUUCAUCGAAAGAGCGACAUGAAUUAUCGAGAUUCUGUUGAGCGGGAUCGCCUAUUCUGGAUCGCCUACAUAAUCGAUCGAGAUAUCUCGGCCCAUACUACUGAGCCAUAUCUGUUGCAGGAUAAUGACAUUGAUGUUGAUGUCGACGGAUGUACAGAUUCCAGCGACACGGCCGGAUAUCUAUUCGCAGGCAGCGAGGGACUUCGCAUCAACUUUCUCCAGCUUCGCAUUCAAUUGGCUCACACGCAAGGCAAGGUAUACGAACUCGUUCACUCUGUUCAAGCCUCGAGAUUCUUCGCAGGUCGAAGACGGGGGGCCACUGACCGUCUACAUCGAAUGCUGGAAGAGUGGUACAGCAAGAUCCCUGAACACUUCACAGUUGGAAAAGCUGCUCUGCUGGAACAUGUCCCACGAAGGCAUUGCAUCUCACUUCACAUUGCCUACUAUCAGUGUCUUUUCUCAGCUCACCGGGUUCAUGCCCCCAACAUGACUUGGGUGCAGCGCUUGAUAGACUUUAGUGAUGGUCUUGAACGAGAUGACAUAGAUGACUCGGAGGCAGGCCCUUCGUUACUACCACCAUAUUGGCCAACCCUGGUGGAAGCCGCAAGGUCAUUUCUGGCACUGUUGGAUCUCAUCGAGGUUCAUGAUUCUGCGUUAAGAUGGAGCGCAAUUUGCACUUGCCAAGCCGCAAUCAUCAUCCUAGCAGCAAACAAUCUGGCCAUCUCCAAGCAUGACCUCCAUGACCAGAUCGAGGCCGAUGCUGAGAAGACAGAGAACAUCCUCAAAACGGUAGAGCAGCGGCUCGGCGAGUUUGGUGAUGAAUCGGUCAGAAUGAUGUUUGCAGUAUGCUCUGAUCUAAGCAGCAGAGCGGCAUUGGCGGUCAACAGGUUUCGUGAAACUUCAGCGUCUAGAUCAGUCUGGGAGGAGGAGGAAGUGGACUUAUGA